Rotaria sp. Silwood2 is the source of this 1872-nucleotide messenger RNA. NCBI's taxonomy places the organism in Eukaryota, Metazoa, Rotifera, Eurotatoria, Philodinida, Philodinidae. The record is from the annotation of a GenBank genome assembly.
AUGUUGAAUUUAUUCGUUGCUGUUAUUAUGGAUAAUUUUGAUUAUUUAACACGAGAUUCAUCUAUAUUAGGUGCACAUCAUCUUGAUGAAUUUAUUCGAGCUUGGUCUGAAUAUGAUCCUGAUGGAACUGGAAAAUUGGAAUAUACAAAAAUGUUUGAAAUGCUGAGACUUAUGUCACCACCUGUUGGAUUUGGAACUAAAUGUCCAUCGAAAUUAGCAUACAAACGUUUAAUUCGUAUGAAUAUGCCAAUUGAUGAUAAACGUCAAGUACAUUUUACUACAACACUUUUUGCGCUUAUUCGUGAAUCUCUUGGUAUUAAAAUACGUAGUGUUGCUGACGAAAUGGAUGAAGCCGAUAAUGAAUUACGUCAAGUUAUAUGUAAAUUAUGGCCUACUCUUGCAAAAAAAUCUAUUAAAUUACAUGAAGGUGGAACAAAACCAUUACUUGAUCUUGUUGUACCAUCUAAACAUGAAUUACAUGGUACACCUGGACAUCCGAAAUUAACUGUUGGAAAAGUUUAUGCUAUUUGUUUAUAUAUUGAUAAUUAUCGUUCAUAUAAACAAGGUCAUCCUAAUGAUACUAGUUUCCAUUUAAAUCGACUUGUUACAGUACUUAAAGAACGUGCACAUUCAAAAGAAGCUAUUUAUGAACUUGAUCAUGAUGGACGACGACCAUCAUGUCGUCUUCCGGAAAAUUCGCAACGUUCGGGAUCAAAUCGAUCAUCGCAAAAUCUUGAAAAUACUUUUUCCGGUAAAAGUAAAUUGUCAAUAAGUGGUGAAUCAGGUGUUAAUCUUGAAAAUGGACAUAUCAAUCCACCAGUUAAUAAAGUUCCAAAUUUAAUUAAUCUUGAUGAAACACGACGAGCUAGUCAACAACCUUCAGAUGGUUUUAUCACUCAAAGUCAAUAUGGUAAAACAUUAAGUGUACCAAAUGCCAAUGUUCUUCAUGCAUUGCCAGUCACAACACCAGCAGCACCAAAAGGUCCACCUCGACCUGCAAUAAUGACAACACCAAAAUCAUCAACAAUAGUUUCAAAAAAUUCUUCAACUAAUUUAUCAUCAAUAGAAACACGACCAUUAUUAGUUGUAACAACAACAAUAAAUGAUCAACAAAAACCACAAACAAUAACUGUACCUAAUGGUCGUCGUUUGCCAUUAAAUGGACGUAUGGCAACAGUCGCUUCAUUAAAACAACGUCAACAACCACGAAUGCCAAUAAUUAACACUAAUCAUCAAAUAAUCAAUGAAACAACAUCAAAAAAAAAUAUUAACAAUCGACCACGAACAGCAUUAUUAUUUAAUGCAACACAUCAAUCAUCUGAACAACAUCAACCAUUAUUAAAUAAUGAAAAUGAUAUAACAAAUCGACAUGAUUCAAUUGAUAAUGAAAGUACUAAUUGGUCAACCGCACCAAAAAUCAUACUUCCGUCAACUCGAACAUUACCUAUGCAAAAUUCCUUAUCAGUAAUGAAUACAGUUCGACCACGACCACAAUUAAAUAAUACUUCUCGUCAAUUACCAACAUUACCUUUACGACAAUUACCAAAUAUAAAUAAAUCGAAUACAUCGAAAGCAUAUUUCGAUUUACAAAAUGAAGACGAAGAAAUUGUAACAGAAAAAAUUAAACGUACUGGUGAAUUAUUUUAUUAUCAAACAUCAUCAUCAUCAUCAUCAUCAAAUUCAAAUGAUUCAUUAACAUCAGACAAUUCUAAUAAUAGAAAUAAUGAAGAACAGAUUCAAACUGAUCAACAAGAAGAUUAUGAUGAGGAUGAUGAUGAGGAUGAUGAUGAUGAUAAUAAUAAUAAUAAAAAAACUCAAAGAUUACAAAGUGAUGAUGAUGAUCAAACUUCUCCGUUUGAAUAUGAUGCAUAA